AUGGGCACAUGUACUGGUCUUAAAUGUGCAAAAAUCAAUUACAAUACCCUUGUCGACGAACUCGACGAAGCUAAUAACUACACAGGCAUCACCUACUGCUCCGAAUCCUGCGGUGGAUUAGGCUGCUCUUGCGGUUACCCAUCAUCAGGCUGCCUCUUCUAUCGCAUAUAUCAUAUACCCCUCGAUGACAAUGUCUACGAAGUGUUUCAAUGCCCAUCUUGGUUCCAGACCAUAUCGAUCAAUGUGCAGACUCAAGGCACUAGCCAUAUAUCGCAAAAUAUUGAACUAAAACCCUAUACUAAAAAACGCAUUGCAAACACAACAUUUGAAAUUACAAGCAUUUCUUCUACACCACUCUCAUCCUUCAUCAACGAUUUAUCAGCAAUAACCAGAUAA
Molecule: messenger RNA, 396 nt
Organism: Cooperia oncophora
Lineage: Eukaryota; Metazoa; Nematoda; Chromadorea; Rhabditida; Trichostrongylidae
Source: the annotation of a GenBank genome assembly